Molecule: messenger RNA, 1281 nt
Organism: Staurois parvus
Lineage: Eukaryota; Metazoa; Chordata; Amphibia; Anura; Ranidae
Source: the annotation of a GenBank genome assembly
AUGAAUGGCCUGUGUCCUGUAUUCCUGCAUGUACAUAGGUUGUCUUCCAGGGGUUGUUUUGUGGGUAAUUUCUGUUUUUUUGUCUUCCCAGGUAAACGGAAAGCACUGAAGUUAAAUUUUGCCAAUCCGGCCUUCAAAACCACAGCAAAGUUCACUCUGAACCCCACCAUCCAACCUGCACACCUGAUGCAGAAACCAGGUGCCGUUAGGAACCUCGAGACGUCCUACCAAAAACAGGAAGUGCGGUUCGCUGGCGGGAGGUCGUACAGCUCCAGCGAGCAGGCUACAAAAAGCAGACUAGAGCGCUUACGAACACACAGUAUCGAAUCUUCUGGAAAAUUAAAGCUUUCCCCGGAGCAGCAUUGGGACUUCACGGCGGAGGACCUGAAGGACCUUGGCGAGAUUGGGAGAGGAGCGUAUGGAUCGGUCAAUAAAAUGAUUCACAAUCCGAGUGGACAGAUAAUGGCCGUCAAGAGGAUCCGCUCAACUGUAGACGAGAAGGAACAGAAGCAGCUGUUGAUGGAUCUCGAUGUGGUGAUGCGAAGCAGUGACUGUCCUUACAUUGUUCAGUUUUAUGGGGCGUUAUUCAGAGAGGGUGACUGUUGGAUCUGUAUGGAGCUUAUGGCUACCUCGUUUGACAAAUUUUACAAAUAUGUAUAUAGUUCAUUAGAUGACGUUAUUCCAGAGGAGAUCCUAGGCAAAAUCACUUUAGCUACUGUGAAAGCAUUGAACCACUUAAAAGAAAACUUGAAAAUUAUUCACAGAGACAUCAAACCUUCAAAUAUCCUUCUGGACAGAAAUGGAAAUAUUAAGCUGUGUGACUUUGGCAUCAGCGGGCAGCUUGUGGACUCCAUUGCCAAGACGAGGGAUGCCGGCUGCCGGCCGUACAUGGCGCCGGAGAGGAUAGACCCGAGCGCAUCCAGACAAGGGUACGAUGUACGCUCAGAUGUGUGGAGUCUUGGCAUCACAUUGUAUGAGCUGGCAACCGGGAGGUUCCCGUACCCCAAAUGGAAUAGUGUGUUCGACCAGUUGACGCAGGUGGUGAAGGGCGAUCCUCCGCAGCUGAGCAACUCCGAAGAGCGUGAAUUCUCCUCCAGCUUCAUCAACUUUGUCAACUUGUGCCUUACAAAGGACGAAUCUAAGAGGCCAAAGUACAGAGAGCUUCUGAAACACCCUUUCAUCAUGAUGUACGAAGAGCGACACGUAGAUGUUGCCGGAUAUGUCAGUAAAAUCCUGGAUCAAAUGCCAGCCACCCCCAGCUCCCCGAUGUACGUCGAUUGA